UUCUAUUCCAGCUGUGUAUUAUUCUAAGAUUUUGAGUUGUACAUAAAAUAAUGUUGAUGUAAAUUAAUGAUCGUUUAACUAUUUGUAAAAAUUGCAUAAAAGUGAAUGCUAUUACUCUAAAUCGUUACACUCUUCAAAACGAACUCUUCAAUGCUUGCGUACAGAUUCCUUUGCUAUGGAAGUCGGAGACAAAGAAGAUACAAGUAAACAUUACUUUGUAGUAAAUAGUUCUUCAAAAAUUGUCUCAUUUCAUGAAACUUUGAGUAUUGAAAAUUUUCGUGAUAAUUUACCGAAUUCAGAUCUACAAUCAAACACUUUGAUGAGUUUGAUUGAAACGCAGUCACCUUCUGCAUGCAUUCCAUCAAAAUUAGUUCAUGAAUUCUCACCUCCAAGCUUAUCAAAAGAAGAUACAUCUAAUUCAAGUUCAGGAAAAAGAAAACAACGACGAUAUAGAACAACUUUUAGUAAUUUUCAAUUAGAAGAAUUAGAAAGAGCAUUUCAUAAGACACAUUAUCCUGAUGUUUUUUUUAGAGAAGAACUGGCUUUGAAAAUACAUUUAACCGAGGCAAGAGUUCAGGUAUGGUUUCAAAAUAGACGAGCAAAAUGGCGAAAGCAAGAAAAACAAUCAAAACGAGAUAUAAAUUUAACAUCUCAUGUUUCAAUGUGUGCGCCCCAAAUUCUAAUGCAGCAUCAAUCACAAAAUCAAGUACUAUUGGAACCAUCUAUUGGAGGAGUUCCUUCUAUCUACCUCGGUAUGGAGUGGUCAAGUUUAACUCCAUUCACGCAUUCAAAUUCAGUGAUUUCCGGGCUUAGCAAUAACAAAUUAUCGGAUUCUGAAGAUAAUUUAUUGUUAGAUUCAGAAAUUUUGCAGUUAAAGCAACAACGUUCAUGAAUGUGAGAAUGGAAAAAUAGGAUUAAAAAUUAUUCUACGAAUUCAAAGUCAUAACUUUCAUACUUCAUUGCACCUUUGAUUAACCAAUAAAAGCACGAAUAUUUUGA
Messenger RNA from Trichogramma pretiosum, 999 nucleotides. Its product is annotated as homeobox protein aristaless-like 3. The transcript is spliced from 3 exons. Gene Ontology annotation, biological process: regulation of transcription by RNA polymerase II. Gene Ontology annotation, molecular function: RNA polymerase II transcription regulatory region sequence-specific DNA binding; DNA-binding transcription factor activity, RNA polymerase II-specific. NCBI's taxonomy places the organism in Eukaryota, Metazoa, Arthropoda, Insecta, Hymenoptera, Trichogrammatidae. The record is from RefSeq and is a predicted model, not a curated record. Bases 176 to 892 code for a protein of 238 amino acids.